Scatophagus argus is the source of this 2035-nucleotide messenger RNA. It is a transcript of the gene nfkbid, whose product is annotated as NF-kappa-B inhibitor delta. The transcript is spliced from 12 exons. The record is from RefSeq and is a predicted model, not a curated record. Gene Ontology annotation, cellular component: nucleus. Gene Ontology annotation, biological process: regulation of gene expression. The coding region runs from base 223 to 1602 and encodes 459 amino acids. Gene Ontology annotation, molecular function: protein binding. Lineage: Eukaryota; Metazoa; Chordata; Actinopteri; Scatophagidae.
CAUAACUGUGAAUAUGUGGCUUCCCCUCCCUUUGAGGGCGUGGACCACAGCUGGGGGCGGUGAUGGGGAACAACGUGCUCUGUGUGUACAAGCAGUAGCGACAAGACAACAAGCCAGUCAGACUUCAGGCAACCAGAACAUCACAGAUCCCUCUCACGUUUCGAACAGAGUGGUGACCAAGAGGACGACCUGCUGAAGAUUUCAAAGAAAACCGUUUCUGACAUGCACUUUGAUAAAUCGCCAAAAGAGAAGCCGUGUUGCACUCUGCCCACAGUGAAGAAACUCUUGGAAGAGAAGAGAAGGCGUGAGACGUCCGCUGUGCCACCCUCCUGCUCUGCAGCCAGCACAAGUCCUGUUCCCACAACCACUGUUACACAGUUGUCAGCAUCAGAAGCAUUUACCUGCACAGGUGCAUCAAGCAGCUACUCAGACAUGGCAGUGAGCUAUGAGCAGUGGCCUCCAGCACCAGAGUCUACUCUGAAUUACUACUCCAACCAUCCAGGAUCCAGCUAUGCUGCUGCCUACAACCUUCCAAUGACAUCUGAAUACAGCACACAGCAGCAGCAAGUCCCCGCAUUUGGAGAUACAAUGCCUCAGACAUAUGAGAGCCAGAUGGCAGUUGCUGAUCCUAGUAUGGCUUCGUCUUGGUCACUUCUGGGUCCCAGCCAGUCCACGCAGUUGAGUUUUGGUUCAUCGAUAGAUUCAACCAAGCUGGAAGAGGCCAGGAUGCUGCUCAGUAACAUGGACUACAGCAGAGCUACCAGGCAGGAUGAAGACGGAGACACCAUCCUCCACAUCUACACUGCCAAAGGGCUCAGGGAGUGUGCCUUUGCUGCUGCAGAGAGGCUGAGGGAUGUAGGCAGGCUGGAUGCCAAAGAACACAAGGGAAAGACUGCAUUACUGGUGGCAGUGACAGCAAACCAGCCAGAGAUUGUACAAGAUCUGCUAUCACUGGGAGCGGACAUCAAUGCCUGCGAUGUCAAAGGACAAACUGCCCUUCAUCUGGCAGCCCACUAUGGUUUACCUGUGGUUCUGCAGGCAAUUCUGUCUAGUAGGCCUGCUGUCAACCUGGAGGCCCGCAAUUUUGAAGGUAUGACUCCUCUGCACUGUGCAGCCAUUUCUCACAGCGCCACCAUGAAGGCGUUGUCCGGCAGUGGGCUGCUAGAUGUCAGUCUUCAGAGCAAGGCAGCGGAGAAGCUCUCCUGUGUGCAGUUGCUUCUCAGUGCCGGGGCUUCCCUGUUCAGCCAGGAAAUCAAAAGUAACAAGACUGUGCUGCAUUUGGCUGUAAAGGAGGGGAAUGUUGAUCUGGUACGUUAUCUGCUGAGGAUUCCCCUGCAGAACAUGAAAGACUUUGUCAACUUGAAAGCUCACGGCCACACAGCUCUACACAUGGCAGCCGGUCUUCAUUGUAACCCCCACCAGGAGGAGAUCCUGCAGCUGCUGCUGAGCAGAGGAGCCGAUCCCAGUAUCCGCAACCUGGAGAACGACCAGCCAGCUCACCUGCUGCAGGGCGGCUCCCAGGGAGAGCGGCUCAAGCUCAUGCUGAAGAAACGAAGCGCUUCCUCUCGUCGACGUAUUGUGUCCUUGCAGGACCAGGAAUGAUUUGAACAACUUGUAACCCCCUUUUGGAGGGAAUGAAUCUUUGACAUGUUGCCUCUGUUGACAAGGGGAUUUAUUGUAAAGUGGUUUUGGGAGCCCCUGGCUUAUUUAUUGGUAUAGUUUGGUCUAUUGAUCUCUAAAUAUAAUUCAUAUUGGAUUAGAAAAACAAGGCUUCAGUGCAUGAAGCUUAAAUUACGUGCGAUUUAACGUUUGUAGAAAUAUAGUGCUUUAUUUAUUUUUCUUUGUACCGGGUAAAAUAUUGAUGUGUAGGUGAAGCAUUUCAUUCCAAAAUGUGAUAUCCUCCAUUGAACCUUUUCACAAAAAAAAAAAACCCCAAACAAAACAAAUUGGCAUGUCUAGUCCAGUUUAUUUCACUUUAGAGAUUCUUUGUGGAUUUAUUUUGGCCAAAAUUGAUAUUUAACAUUUUGAAAUGAAA